AUACUUGUUACAGUUAUGGAGAGACGGCAUACUAGUAUUGUUUUUGCAGAUGAUAUCGUCCAGAAUCCAGCAACUAUCACAAGAAUACUCCUUAGCCACUUCAAUUGGGAUAAAGAGAAGCUAAUGGAAAGGUACUUUGAUGGAAACCUGGAGAAGCUCUUUGCUGAGUGUCAUGUAAUUAAUCCAAGUAAAAAGUCUCGAACACGCCAGAUGAAUACAAGGUCAUCAGCACAGGAUAUGCCUUGUCAGAUCUGCUACUUGAACUACCCUAACUCGUAUUUUACUGGCCUUGAAUGUGGACAUAAGUUUUGUAUGCAGUGCUGGAGUGAAUAUUUAACUACCAAAAUAAUGGAGGAAGGCAUGGGACAGACUAUUUCAUGUCCUGCUCAUGGUUGUGAUAUCUUAGUGGAUGACAACACAGUUAUGCGCCUAAUCACAGAUUCAAAAGUUAAAUUAAAAUAUCAGCAUUUAAUAACAAAUAGCUUUGUAGAGUGCAACCGACUGUUAAAGUGGUGUCCUGCCCCAGAUUGCCACCAUGUUGUUAAAGUCCAAUAUCCUGAUGCGAAACCUGUUCGCUGCAAGUGUGGGCGCCAGUUUUGCUUUAACUGUGGCGAAAAUUGGCAUGAUCCUGUUAAAUGUAAGUGGUUGAAGAAGUGGAUUAAAAAGUGUGAUGAUGACAGUGAAACUUCUAAUUGGAUUGCAGCUAACACAAAGGAAUGUCCCAAAUGCCAUGUCACAAUUGAGAAGGAUGGCGGUUGUAAUCACAUGGUUUGUCGUAACCAGAACUGUAAAGCAGAGUUUUGCUGGGUGUGUCUUGGCCCUUGGGAACCACAUGGAUCUGCCUGGUACAACUGUAACCGCUAUAAUGAGGAUGAUGCAAAGGCCGCAAGAGAUGCCCAAGAGCGAUCUCGGGCAGCCCUGCAGAGGUACCUGUUCUACUGUAAUCGCUAUAUGAACCACAUGCAGAGUCUACGCUUUGAACAUAAGCUGUAUGCUCAGGUGAAGCAGAAGAUGGAGGAGAUGCAGCAGCACAACAUGUCCUGGAUCGAGGUGCAGUUCCUGAAGAAAGCAGUCGAUGUCCUCUGCCAGUGUCGUGCCACACUCAUGUACACUUAUGUCUUCGCCUUCUACCUCAAAAAGAAUAACCAGUCCAUUAUCUUUGAGAAUAAUCAAGCAGAUCUAGAAAAUGCCACAGAGGUGCUUUCGGGUUACCUCGAACGAGAUAUUUCCCAAGAUUCUCUGCAGGAUAUAAAGCAGAAAGUCCAAGAUAAGUACAGAUACUGUGAGAGUCGACGAAGGGUUUUGUUACAGCAUGUGCAUGAAGGCUAUGAAAAAGAUCUGUGGGAGUACAUUGAGGACUGAGAAUGGCCCUGCAUAAAAUGAACUCUGAAAACUUUACCAUCUAGAGUGCUCAUGCAAUUAAAACAAACACAAACACAAACAAGGAGGCACUAAGCCUAUUCUGACACCGCUGGUCUGUAGUACCAGAAUUCUGUUUUGUUAACGGAAAGUUUCAGUAAAUUAUAUUGUAAUAAAAAAGGUAGAUAAACCAUUGUACAACAGUAUUCUAGGCCGCCAACAAAGUGUGACAGACACACAAAAAGCCCUCCAACUUUAACUUGUAACGUAGCUUCAUUCUCAAAGCUGACUUCCUUUUUCUCCGCCCCCCCCACCCCCCACCCCAGUGUAGUACAGUUAAAAUUUCAAAUAGCUCCUUGACCCUGCUUUUCAUGUCCAAACCAGCCAUUUUGUUGUACUUUGGUAAAGGACCUCUUCCCCUUCUUCCCCUGCACAUACACACCCCACACACACACAGUUGGAGUCACUUUCUCUCAUACCCUACGGUCAUGAGUGAAUAAUGAUUAUUAGCUACUUGUAAGGAAAUUCUUAGGAGGGGAAUGGGUAGGCAGCAAGAGGAUUAAACAAAAAACACAAACACUUUGUAUAUGACUUUUAAAACAAGAGGACAACACAGUAUUUUUCAAAAUUGUAUAUAGCGCAUAUGCAUGGAUAAAGCAAGCGUGGCACGUGUUUGCAUAAUGUUUAAUUACAAAAAUAUUUAUUCUUUAAAAAGCUUCAAGAUUAUGUCUAUUUGCUGUGCAUUUUCUUUCAGUUGGCUUUAUCUUUCCAGGGUUGGGGUUGGGAUAAAGGUGUGUAUGUUAAGCACCUCUGCAAGACCUAACUAGAGUGCUUCAGUUUCCCUUUCCUGAGGUCAGUUUGCCCUUUCUGGUUUGGUUCUGUCUUUUCCUGGCCAUGGGACUCAUGCCUUGCAUUCCCAGCUUCUAGAUGUAGAUAGAACAAGGGAAUCAAGUCCUGAGCAAAUGCUGUGGCCUGUGAAAGACUACAAGGGGUUUGUUGCUUCAGUUCAUGAAUGAUCCUGUCCCAACUUCCUCUUUCCUGUGUGGCCUUGAUGCCUCUAUCCCAGCCCAUGUGCGCACGUUAUGCACACGGCUGUGGGCUUCCUAGGCCUCCCCAUCACGUCUGGAGGAAGCAUUUCAAAUUUUCUUUUCCUGUUUUAUUUUUCCUGAAUUGCUGCUUUGAGCCUUUUGAAAUUUUAGUUAUGGCUCGUCUCAUCCCUUCUUUAUGUUAGGGUGUUGAAUACAAUGUUUUCACUUUAAGUAUAAAUAAAUAGCCAUUCACUUAGUCCGAGAUUGUGAAUUUUAAAUGGUGGAUAUUGAAAUUGCUUGUGUGUGUUGCGGUGGGUUCAGUUUGAAGGCAAACACCACUAGAACAUUGAUACUCCUCCCAUCCAGUGCAUUUGAGUAGGAAUCACUGAGUUUGCUUCUUUUCUAUUGUCAGCAUAUAGGAGAAUUAAUAAUGCAUUUUAGCUGUGAUGUCCAUUUUUAUGAAAUUUCUACUAAAAGCUAUGUUAAAAGUAAAGGAUGGUGGUGGUUUUAUUAACUAUAUACCUGUUUAGGCCAUUCUGCCUGUGGUAUUUUUCGACAGGUCAGCAUCCCUAAGACUGUCAGUUUUAUAUUAGAGUGCAGAGUGAACUAGGCAACUAGAUCAAGAGGUAUAACUAUUAAAUGCCAGUUUUGGCUGAGGACCUCUUCGUCUUCCUUUAACUGUCUUGUGCCUAGGGAGUGUUUACCAUUUGUGAGGCAGCUGUGUCUGUUCUUGCAUUGUACAUCUUAUUACUCCAUUGGGAAGUAGGUUCACUUUCCUCUGGCUUUUUGCCUAAGUUAGGCUUUGCUGAAUCACCCUACUUUUCCUUUUAGAAAGGUUGUUACAUGAGAUGUACUUGCAACUGUUCUUUUCCCAUCACAAAUCAGUGAAUGUUUGCUGAGUGUGCUAUGCUGCUUCCUUAAACCACUUGUCGCUUUAGGAUCAACUUUACUUCUGUCUUUUUUCUUCCCUUCCCUUGUCACCUCAGGUGCAAAUCUGAACUUGUGUCUGCUUCUCCAUUUUCUCUUUGCCCUGUCUUUCCCCCAUUAUCCAUUUGACUUUAUUUUAAAUAAUUGCAUCAGUCUUUAAAAAAAAAAGCAACAUUUAUCAAAACCAACGAGAUUUCAAAGAAAGCUCAAAGUAAGUUCCUUUUCCUGGUGACUUUGAAAAGCAACCAGAAUUGUCACAUAGAUAUAUGGUCCCUUAAAAUGCUUUGUGUAUGUGGUGUUUAAAAACAGUUAACUUCGCAGUAUCUAGGUCUGAGUGUCAGAAGUCCUCUUCACGCCCUGCCCUUGCAACAAGUAUCCAAAAGAGUGUUUGCACCUUAUAGUCCCAGUCCCCACCCAUGGAGGGAUAGUGCAGUUGGUGACACUUCCUAGUCCCAGUGCUCACAUGGGACUUGAGGGUAUUGCACUCAUAAUCUGUGUGGAUCAAGGUGAAUUGGCCUUUCUGCUACAUCCAAGCUUUUAACAACUGUCUCCACAUCUAACAGAGUUUUCAGAAUUUAACUGCUUUUGUUAGUAGCUUCAGUGCCCCCAGCUGGGAUAGGCAAGCCAUAUUGUUUGACAACUUUCCUAUUUGACCUCCCUAAGUCUCUCAGAGGGCUCUACUUACAGUAAGCACAAGGGUCUCCUUGUGUUUUUGAGGUCAGUUACAUUCUAGGCACAUGCUUCAUUUGAGCAAUUCAUUGAGCAGCAGGUGAACUUUUAAUGAUUUACAAUAAAAUUUUGAUCCAAAGCUCAGGAGACAUACUAUUGUGGUAAAUGGAGUAGCAUAUAACAUCACCAGACUCUAAAUUCUUUGUAAUUUGCUGCAACUCAGAUUGUAUAUGUUUUAUGUGUGUUUAAAUAAAUAUAUUAAAGACACACGUGUAUACAUACAUACCAAUAGAUCCAAGACUGACUGACUUGGUUUGAAAUGGUUGAAUCUGCAGUGUAAUGUGUGGUUCACCUGUGAUUAGGAGUUGAAACUUAGAACAAGAGAGUAAAAGGACUUAAUGUAACAUUAUUUUAGCCACAUAUCCCGAUAUAGAGCACUUGGGGAAUGGGAUGGGGUGGGUUGGUGAGACAAUCAGAUCGAUAAAUUGAUUAAAUGCUCCUAACCCUGUAAUUUUGUGCAUAGAGCACCUUGUGCUGUGGAAAUAACUGUUCUUAGAUUUUCAUUGUAACUGGACUGUUCAGGUUGCCCAGAGGGAAAGAACAUUCCUAAUUCUAAUAAAAUAAACAUUUAUUUUGUUA
This is a messenger RNA of Peromyscus maniculatus bairdii (prairie deer mouse), 4622 nucleotides long. Lineage: Eukaryota; Metazoa; Chordata; Mammalia; Rodentia; Cricetidae. The record is from RefSeq and is a predicted model, not a curated record.